GGUUUUUUAAGGCUGCUGAUUUAUUAUAAAUAGAAGAAGAAUAAUUCGGGGCGGCAGUCGAUAAAAAGGCGGGUGUGACAAGGUCAGGGGGCGACACAGUGGCCGUACUCCGCUGUGACGGUGCAGGAUACUCCCAUUCAACUUGCAUUCCCACCCUUGUCAUCUCUCGUCAGUGGCGUCGGUGUCUCCUCUCUUUCCUGCCACACCCUCCUUCUCCUAGAUCCCAAACACUCGGAAGACCACACCAAGUUGUUCUCUCCUUCUAAACCUUGGAGUUAGAUCGAGUGCUCUCGAGGGAGAGGAGGGAGAUUUGGUCCUGAGGAGGAGGGCUUGGGCGUAGAUGGAAGUUCAGGUGACCGGAGCGUGCUCGCCGUUGUCACACCUGUCGCCCACCAACUCUCUGACCGCCUUCCAGGUCGCCUUCGGCUUGCCUUUCGGCUCCAGCAAGCGGAAGGGCGCGGCCGCCCGUGGCUGCGACUGCGUCCUCACUCCGCCCGUCCUGGGCGCCCCCUCGCCCAGGCUGUCGAGGGCCAGGUCGCUGGAGAUUCUCUGGGGGAGAGGAAGACGAGCCCAGGAGCAAGCCCUGCGACGCGCCUUCAGCGUCGAUCGUUUCGCAAGUGAUGGUGACGACGAUGAGGUUGAGGAGGAGGAGUUUGUGCAGAGGUUUGAGGAACUGCCCCUCGAGCUCCGACAGCAUCAGCGAGAUGGCAACGAGGACUCGGUGGUGGCUUGUUCCGAGUCGUGGUCGAGUCAGGAAGGCGUUGCUUUGCCCACCUCUGCGUGCUUUAGCUCUGAUACGAGCCCCGUGACUUUUCCUCUGCCCUUAUCGAGGAAGCAACAGCCGUCGACGGAGCGUCCGUGGCUGCCCUUCCGGCCGGAGCCGCCGGACUGGUCCGAUCAGAUCGUGCCGGCGAGUGUGGAGAUGAACGCGAACAGCGUGGAGCUACCGCUGUCGUUGCGGAUCAUAAAGCGGAAGAAGCAGUGCGAGGACAGGUGGUUCCGGGAGGCGGGCGGGACGGCCUGCUGCUCCGUGAAGCGGGCCUUCUCGUCCAUGGUGUUCAUGAUCCGCGAGCUCCAGAGCUACACGCUCCAGAUGCGGGAGGUGCUCUUCCGCGAGGACCUCCAGGGGAUCCUGGCGCGGGUGCAGCGUGAGAUGAACUCCUCCUUCGUCUGGCUCUUCCAGCAGAUCUUCUCGUGCACCCCGACGCUCAUGCUCUCCGUAAUGCUCCUCCUUGCCAACUUCACUGUCUACUCCAUGGACAACCUCGACGGCGCCGCCGCCACGGCCACGCCCAAACCACCGACCCAACAGUCGCUGUUCGAGACGGUCAUGGUGGAGGACCAUCGUCAGAGUCAUCACGAACGCUACCUCGUCGUCAAAACAAUAUCUUCCAUCCUCGGAGGGAGCGGCGUGGGCGGCGGAGGGAAGACGAGGCCAGUGGCGGGGGCCACGGGCGACGGGCGAUCGGAUGACAAAUCCUCCUCGGACCAGACGAUCCUUCCCGACAGUGUCUCGAAGGCUCCCGGGGCGCUGAACGCGGAGGAGGGGGGAGAAAGAGGCAAGGGAGAGGGCGCGUCGGCAACGGCGCCGUCGAGGGCGGAGGAAGAGGUGUCGAGGGCUUGGAAAGGGAUACUUGAGGAAGUAUCGAGGAUGCAAGCGAGCACGAGGGACGCAGCGCUCAUGGACCCGGCGACGCUGCGGCUGUUCGUCUCGCCCGUGGCGGUCGAGCUGGAGCACGACGACUACUCGGAGUACCUGCGGACGGAGUUCAUGUACCAGCAGGCCCUCUCGCAGGACCCGGAUAACGCGCUUCUGCUCGCCAACUUUGCUCAGUUCCUCUAUCUCGUCCGCCACGAUCACGACAGGGCGGAGUACUACUUCAAGAGGGCGGCGAAGUCGGUGCCGGCGGACGCGGAGGCGUUGAGUCGGUACGCGACUUUCUUGUGGCUGUCGAGGAAGGACCUUGAGGCGGCGGAGGAGACCUACCUGGAAGCCAUCGACGCCGAUCCUGGCAACACCUUCCACGCCGCCAACUACGCCCAUUUCCUGUGGAACACGGGCGGCGAGGACACCUGCUAUCCCCUGGACGACGGCAACGGCGACGACGACGCGUUCUAGCACCACAAACUCAGCAGUAACAAUGGCGACCACAACAACAGCACAAUGUCACGACCACAGCGAAAAGUAGAGGACCAGAAAGCAAAACACGCCAAGGAAAAGAAGUGGGUUGACGAUUUCAAGGCCGUCGGGCGGGGAAGAAGAAGAAGAAGGAACUCUUCUCUCGACAGUCGCCUCUGUCUGUCAUCAUGAUGCGAAGUGACAUAAUUUGGCAAGUAGCGAGUGGGGAAUCGCGUGCAUCCAAAACUAGCAUUGCCUCUUCGAGGAAGCUGAUGCGAAGAACGAAGAGCAAGUUGCACGCUGGUGCUGCAGAAUACAAGAGAAGCCCAUGUUCUCAAUCAGGUGGCCUCCCUCCAUUGUCGAUCUACUACUGCACCACCAUCGCUUUUCGUGACGCUCAGCUCACCUCUCGACGCAGUCGAUGCGCUCUCGAUGUGCUCUCAUAGCCACACGUUGUUCGCUCAGACCCUUAUUAUUGGCCAACAAAUAAUGCUAUAUAUAUAUAUAUAUA
Molecule: messenger RNA, 2630 nt
Organism: Musa acuminata subsp. malaccensis (wild Malaysian banana)
Lineage: Eukaryota; Viridiplantae; Streptophyta; Magnoliopsida; Zingiberales; Musaceae
Molecular function (GO): protein binding
Source: RefSeq, a predicted model, not a curated record